AUGCGAUCUCCCCCAUGCCAGUCGUAUCCGCUCCAAAGAAGCAGGCGCUCGGCGAAGCAGAUGGCCGGCGCUACUCACCGGACGAGCAAGCCGGCGCAGCCACCGCACGCCGCGAGGCGACUAUCUCUGCGCCUGGCCACCCCCCUCGCGUCCCUGGCCCUCCUCCUAUUCGCCGCCGCCGGCGUGCUCCUCUACUCCAAAACCACCCCGGCAUCCCAACUCGUCACCCGCUCCAACGAAUCUGGCACCACCGCGUCGCCGGCGCUCUCCUCCCCGACGGUGGAGGCCAUAGGCGGCGCGCGCGCCAUCUGGGAGCUCCCCGCGGCGCCGGCCAGGGCGGUCCUCUUCGUCGCGCACGGCUGCCGCUGCCGCCCGGAGAACUUCUGGCCGCCGUCCCCGCGCUGCCCCGGGUGCGUCGGGCUGCCGGAGGACGUCGCCAUCACGGCCGGCGCGCUGCGGAGGGGGUUCGCGGUGCUGGCCGUGGCGAGCGCCGGGGAGUGCUGGUCGCUGGGGCGGGAGGUGGGCAGCGCCAAGCGGGCGAUCCAGUCCUGGACCGCCAAGAACGGCCUCGGAGACCUGCCGGUGGCCGCUCUCGGCGCGUCUUCCGGUGGGUACUUCGUCUCCCGGCUCGCGGCCGAGAUGAGCUUCGCCGCCGUCGUGAUUAUGAUCUCCGAGGGCGCGUUUGGGCCGGCGGGAGCGCCAACGGGUUAUCCGCCGGCCAUGUUCCUUCACAUGCCCAAGGACCGUAGGAGAGUCGCAUUGCUGGAGAGGAAUAUGAAGAUGCUGAGGAGCAGUGGCGUUGAGGUGAGGGAGCUCCGGAGCCUGGAGCUUCCUCUGACGCCGACUCUACUCUCCGAUAGAAUACCAGGGCUCGACCAUGGGUUGUCGGAAAGGAUUUGGAAGGUUUUCAGCGAGAAAGGGUUCAUUGAUGAGAGAGGGUACAUGAGGAAGGAUGGCCGAGCAACGCCAUGGAAGGAUGCAGUGGCGAAGAGGGGGUUCUGGGAGGAGGUUUCCCGGUGGGCUGAGCACAUCCAGGAGGAGCUGAAUCUUGCUUAUGGAUACCAUGAGAUGACUAGCUUGCAAGCCGACGAGAUGUUCAAUUGGAUUGAGGAGCACCUGACCUGAGCUUUAUGGCUGAUACUUGAUUAACUGCCCGGC
Molecule: messenger RNA, 1158 nt
Organism: Lolium rigidum
Lineage: Eukaryota; Viridiplantae; Streptophyta; Magnoliopsida; Poales; Poaceae
Exons: 1
Coding region: 1-1125 (374 amino acids)
Source: RefSeq, a predicted model, not a curated record